GCCGCUCGCCUGCGAAUGCGCGGGCGCAGCUCCUUGCUGCGGAAGGGGGCGCGCGGCUCCGCGGUUGUGACUGUAGAUGGUAGAACAAUAAUGUUCAGAGUCAUGAGGAAAUUGCCAGUAAAUGUUCUGACAGCUUCAAGUUGGUGCAAUAGGUAUGUACAUUGCAGGAGAACAAGGGUGAUGGUUAUAAAAGGACUAAAACCACAAGCAUGCAGUCAAAAAAAUUACUGUUCUCUGCCAGAAGAUGUCAAAUCUCUGCGUUCGAUCAUCUCACCACAUAUAUCUAAAAUCCGGAACAUUGGCAUCAUGGCUCAUAUUGAUGCUGGGAAAACUACAACCACAGAGAGAAUGCUGUAUUAUUCUGGAUACACAAGAGCAUUGGGAGAUGUUGAUGAUGGGGACACAGUGACAGAUUUUAUGGCACAAGAGCGAGAACGUGGCAUAACCAUUCAAUCUGCUGCAGUUACUUUUGAGUGGAAGGACUGCAGAAUCAAUCUGAUUGACACACCAGGUCAUGUGGACUUUACAGUGGAAGUUGAACGUUGCCUGAGAGUGCUGGAUGGAGCUGUGGCUGUCUUGGAUGCUUCAGCUGGUGUGGAGGCACAGACUUUGACCGUGUGGAGACAAGCAGACAAGAACCAUAUACCACGGAUUUGUUUUUUAAACAAGAUGGACAAAAAUGAAGCAGAUUUUGCCUAUGCUAUAGAGAGCAUCAAGCAAAAAUUGAAGACAAAACCUCUGCUUUUACAGUUGCCAAUUGGAAAAGCCAAAACUUUCAAGGGAGUGAUUGAUGUAGUGACCAAGGAACAAAUUAUUUGGAAACCCACUUCUAGUUCUGAUGAUGGAAAAGUUUUUGAACAAAAACCUCUGACAGAAACUGAUGAUCUUGGACUUUUAAAGGAAGCAAAAGAUGCAAGAAAUGCCUUAAUAGAACAAGUUGCAGAUCUCGAUGAUGAAUUUGCUGAGCUGGUGUUAGGAGAGUUUAGUGAAAAUUUUGACUUGUUACCAGCUGAUAAGUUACAAUCUGCAAUACGAAGAGUGACGCUGGCUCAGAAAGCAGUGCCUGUGCUAUGUGGAAGUGCAUUGAAGAAUAAAGGCGUACAGCUGUUACUGGAUGCUGUUGUUAUGUACUUGCCUGCACCUAAUGAACGUUUCUAUGACUUCUCGCAAUGGUACAAAGAUGACUUGUGUGCCCUGGCAUUUAAAGUUAUUCAUGAUAAACAGCGUGGGCCUCUAGUUUUCAUUCGCAUUUACUCAGGCUCUGUGAAACCUCAGUCAGCUGUAUACAACAUUAACAAAAACUGCACGGAGAGAAUGAGUCGCGUUAUCCUGCCAUUUGCUGACCAACAAGUUGAAAUACCUUCACUGACAGCUGGUAAUAUUGGCCUUACAGUUGGGCUAAAAAAGAGUGCCACUGGAGACACCAUCGUUUCAUCAAAGUCCUCUGCUGUGGCUGCUGCUCAUCGAGCUGGAAGAAAUGUUGAGAGAAAGCAGAGUCGUAACAGUGAAGUAGCAAGCCUUCUGUUGGCUGGUGUGGAGAUUCCAGAGCCAGUCUUCUUUUGUACAAUAGAGCCACCUUCACUGACCCAGCAGCCAGACUUGGAUAAUGCCUUGACGUGCCUUCAGCUGGAGGAUCCAAGCUUAAAAGUGAAGAUAGAUCCUGAUACUAGCCAAAAUAUCCUUUGUGGCAUGGGAGAACUUCACAUUGAAAUUGUUCAUGACCGGAUCAAACGUGAAUAUGGAAUUGAGACCUAUCUGGGACCUCUUCAGGUAGCAUAUAGAGAAACCAUCCUAAACUCAGUUCAAGCUACAGAUACACUGGACAGAACAAUAGCAGAAAAGCGGCACUUGGUGACCGUUGAGCUAGGAGUGAGUCCCUGGACAGGGGAGAGAGCAGCAAUAUCACCAGUCAUUCAGUAUGCUGAAAAUUUCACUGAGCCACUUCAUCCAGAGCUUCAGGAAGCUAUAGAAAAUGGAAUUAGCAGUGCGUCUCUUCAAGGACCACUGCUAGGAUUCCCAGUUCAAGAUGUAGCAGUGACUGUGUAUUCAGUGACUUUGCACCCUGAUACUUCUCUGCCAAUGGUGUCUGCUUGUGUUUCUCGUUGCAUGCAAAAGGCUCUGAAGAAAGCUAGUAAACAAAUGCUGGAGCCCUUGAUGAGCUUGGAAAUUACAAUUAAUGAAGAUAAUCUCAGCACAGUACUUGCUGACCUUGCACAGAGGAGAGGCAACGUACAAGAAAUCCACACUCGCCAAGAUAACAAGGUUGUGGUUGCAGCUGUUCCAUUAGCAGAAAUGAUGGGCUACUCCACAGCUCUGCGCUCUUUAACAUCAGGCUCUGCAACUUUUACUUUGGAACUGGCCAAUUACCAAGCUAUGAACAUGCAAGAGCAAAAUGCAUUGCUUCAGAAGAAGGGGCUCGUAUAAUCAGAAGAACAAAGACUUACUUUAUUUUCACUAAAAUGUUUCUUGGGGACAUGUUUGCCAUAGCCACUUGGCAGCAAGGAGGCUUGUCAAAGAGUACAUGGCUUUAGCUGCCUUAGUAUUUCAGACUAUCCAGUGGAAGGUUUAAGGGGAAAACAUAAGCCUGCUGUGGAAUGCUGAAACAGCUUUGCAGUUUAGAUGAUAUAAUUUAAAUAAAGUUCUUCCCCAAAAGCCAUUUAAGAAGAGCUGCAGUCUUGAAGGCAACAUUCCAAGCCCCUACAAGAAAUGUUUCAUCUACAAAAAUAAACUUAACUAAUGGAAA
Gavialis gangeticus (Gharial) is the source of this 2743-nucleotide messenger RNA. RefSeq names its product G elongation factor mitochondrial 2 (gene GFM2). The record is from RefSeq and is a predicted model, not a curated record. Gene Ontology annotation, molecular function: translation elongation factor activity; GTP binding; GTPase activity. Gene Ontology annotation, biological process: ribosome disassembly; mitochondrial translation. Bases 16 to 2424 code for a protein of 802 amino acids. Gene Ontology annotation, cellular component: mitochondrion. Lineage: Eukaryota; Metazoa; Chordata; Crocodylia; Gavialidae. The transcript is spliced from 21 exons.